AUGCCGUGUGGGUGGGUUGCAAAAACCUCACCGUGCAUUGUUGUCGGCCUCUUUGCCCGGAAUGCCCUCCGUCGCUUUUCUGGGCUGAAGCGCGACAUCCGUGAUGUGGUCUUCCGUUCACACACGAGCGCCGCGCGGUGCAAAACCCGCCGCGCACACAAUCCGGACAGCAAGAUGCGUCGAAACAGCAGCGUAAAGCGGCGACGGGCGCGGCCCCAGCAGCCGCGGCGGGAAGCCUGCGCGAGGCGUUUUUCGUUGCCCAACCGCCCCUCCACUGCUAAAACGGUGUCGCGCGCUUGCUCCCGUUGGGGGGUCUUGGGGCAGGAGGGGCGAGAGCCCCCCAAGCGGCUGUUCCGCGGUGUCCGGGACGGCAACUGUUUGCGGGUGCCCCUGUGA
Messenger RNA from Trypanosoma rangeli, 396 nucleotides. RefSeq lists its product as uncharacterized. The coding region runs from base 1 to 396 and encodes 131 amino acids. The transcript has a single exon. The record is from RefSeq and is a predicted model, not a curated record. NCBI's taxonomy places the organism in Eukaryota, Euglenozoa, Kinetoplastea, Trypanosomatida, Trypanosomatidae.